AUGUCAAAAGGGAAUGGUAUGUAUUUUCGCCCAUACCGUACACGAUUGCCCGACCGGCAAACGGGUAGCUAUUUAUUGCAAUCAGCACCUGAUGUAGGUAGAUGCAGGGCUAUAGUACCUAGAUGGUUUUGUAAUUCAAGCUCAGGUAUCUGUCAACAGUUUACAUAUGGUGGAUGCGGUGGCAAUGAUAAUAGAUAUGAUAGUGAAUCCAUGUGCUAUAGUAACUGUGCAGAUAAAUGCCAACCAUCAUCAGCACCGGUAUAUAGUAGAGGUAGUAGUAGUAGUAGUAGUAGUAGGAAGCAUGGUAAACAGUUGACCGAUUCAAAUGAUCAAGAAUUUUUACCCAAAAAAAAUCAUAUGGACAAAACUAAUUAUAAUCCAGAUUGUCAUUUACCGUCCAAUAAGGGAGUGUGCAGGAUGGUACCAUAUCCUAGAUGGUUUUGCAAUUCAGGCACCGGUAGGUGCCAACAGUUUCUAUAUACUGGUUGCGGGGGUAAUGACAAUAAUUUUGAAGAUGAAAACAAUUGCUACAAUAGCUGUGGACAUGUAUGUAGUGGUGGUAGUGCUAUUACAAAUAAAUAA
This is a messenger RNA of Oppia nitens, 582 nucleotides long. RefSeq names its product thrombin inhibitor hemalin-like. NCBI's taxonomy places the organism in Eukaryota, Metazoa, Arthropoda, Arachnida, Sarcoptiformes, Oppiidae. The record is from RefSeq and is a predicted model, not a curated record. The transcript is spliced from 5 exons. Gene Ontology annotation, molecular function: serine-type endopeptidase inhibitor activity. Bases 1 to 582 code for a protein of 193 amino acids.